CCGGUGGGCCAAUGAGGCGCGAGCGGCGUGAAGGAGGAGGAGGAAGAGGAGGAGGAGCGUUUGACCCCAGCCAGGCACGGCACGCGCGCGCUCUCCGCCGGUGCACGGAUUACGGCGUUUUCCCUGCAGCUCCAGCACGAGACGCGUUCGCCUCGCGACUACACUCUGCAGCUACAGAUGAAGUCAACAGAAGUGGAUCAGGGCCUUUUCACGGACACCUACUGCAAAGUGUGCAGCGCGCAGCUCAUCUCCGAGUCUCAGAGAGUGGCACACUACGAGAGUCGAAAACAUGCGAACAAAGUGCGUCUCUACUACAUGCUCCACCCGGUGGACGGAGGCUGUCCGGCCAAGAAACUACGGACACACAACGGCAGCGAGGAAGGUGAUGUGGACAAGAACAAGUGCUGCACGUUGUGUAACAUGUCCUUCACCUCGGCCGUGGUCGCGGAGUCGCACUAUCAGGGCAAGAUCCACGCGAAGAGACUCAAACUAGUACUGGGAGAGCAGCCUGGCAUCAUGGGAAAAGAAGUGACCCCCAGUCCGGUAAAAAAGCCAUCUGAAAGCUGGCCACAGCUAAACGGAGAUUCGGAUCGCUACUGCCAGCUGUGCCACGCGUGGUUCAACAACCCAGGCAUGGCGCGGCAACAUUACGAUGGCAAGAAGCACAAGAAGAACGCAGCACGUGCUGACCUACUGGAGCAGCUGGAGACGCUGAACAUGGGUGAAAUGAAAGGUCUGAAGCGCAGCUACACUUGCGACGUGUGCAGCGUGACUCUCAACUCGGUGGCACAAUACCACGCACACCUGCAGGGCUCCAAACACCAAAACAACUUAAAGAAUCAGUUAUGUGUCCAGUAAAGCCUGCUGCCGGAAGCUAACUGUCAGAUUGAUUGAUGUCACACGGGCUUUGAUCGGCUCGUCCUGAAAUCUCUGCCUCUUCCCUCCAUCCGUCUCUCUUUCUGGAUUUUAUUUACCUUCUUGUCCUUAUCUGUCCAUCCCACUUAAGACCAAACUGAUUUACUUUUUCUAGAUUUGGAUUUCAUCCUUUAUUUUUUUGUCAAUUUAUUUUGAAUUUAAAAAUGCAUCGACUCCACUGUUCAAAUCAUGUACUUGAAAUUAUUUAUGGGAAUCGAAUUGUCUCGUCUUUCUACGUUUCGUCCUACUUUGCGUUCGCUCAGCCAGGUCUUGCCUGCAUGAGUUUUUUUUUUUUCUUUUUUUCGGUUUAGUUUUUCAACCCAGAUAAGCAAUAUGUAAGGAAAAUCUGCCAAAUGUAUUACCGAUUUAAUGGAUUCUGGUUUAAUAGCAACACUGAAAGAGAAAAAAAAAAUGACAAGUAGUACUUUAAAGACAAAAUGUAUGUAGAUCUUAAACUUCUACAACAAGGGCAUUGUGGGUAAUCUGAUAGGAGAUAUGGCCAUAUCAUCAGGGUUCUAAAUCCAAAGAUUUCAAAAGAUCUUUGGCUUUAAUUAAUGGUUUCAAAAAUUGACUCCCUUGUAAACACAAAGUUACUGAUUUUCCCCGAAAUAUAGUUGAUCGACCAACACAUUUGGUGUCAGAUGUUUUUUUUUUUUUUUUUUUGCCCUGGAGCUGCAAGGUUAACCAGUUUUAGUGUAGUUUACUUGCAUGCUAAAGCGAAAUCCAAACAUCAAAACAAUGUUAAUCAACUCGACUUGGGCCAACGAGGAAUCUUUUGAGAUUUAUAAAAAAAAAUAUUGUGAUUGUGAAUUUUUUUUUCUUUUAAUUAUAUACAGAAUAUGCUACAUUUUUAAGUGUGACUAUUAAAUUCUUAUAGGUAUCAAUAAUUAGGGAGAAUUGCAACUAAGAACUGUCAUUUUAUAAUGAAUGAAUUAGAUUAUUUAUUAUUAAAGGGGAAUAAAUAAUAGUAUUUAUUUUUCUUGGCAUUUAUGACUUACUGUGUACGUUCAAAAAGUCAGUUUACGUUGGUUAUGUGUCUGGAGAUUUGUUCUUUUUUUUUUUUUAUAAUGUUUAUUUUACUAUAAACAAUGGAUGCAUUAUAUAAUAUUGAGUGAUUUGAGAUUUUAAAGGAAAAGUUCAGAAAAAAAAAAUACACAUUUUUUUAGCAUGUCUACAGCAGACGUCCCCCAUAACAACCAGGUUACGACUCAGUACAAAGCCAUGGAUGAGUCGCAAGAACAUUCUGGAGCAAAUAUCUAUAGAUUAUCCAUAAUAUAUCCAUUUCAUGAAACAUAAUUUCCAUUCUUGGUGCAGGUUCAGCAAAUUAUAAACAUGAGUAUUAAACAAACAUCCCUGGAAAGUUUUCUGAAAAAGGAGGGAAAAAAAAUGCCUCAUAUCUAAAAAUACCAUUUUAUCUCUAUAGGUUGUUUAAAUGCUCCGAAUCCCUUGUGUGUUAUGUGGAAAUACAUUAGCUAAUGAGUCAGUGAAGCUCUUAAAAUUACAGUUUGAACAACUCCCAACCUUGUACUGGUUAACAGUGUGGAGAUCCUUAGUCCAAAUUCCUGGAGGUGUUUGGCGGAAGACCUUUACAGGAUAAAUUAGAUAUGUCGGAUAAAAAACUUUGAGCUGAUGUUAAACAAGUUCUGGCUGAUUAAUUACGAAGCUGUAAAAAAAGUGUACGUUUACUGAACUAUUCCUUUAAGAUACUUCAUCUCUUUAAUGUUAGAAAAAAAAAACAUUUAUAAUAAGAUUUGAUAUAAACAAUGCCAAUUUUUAGCACAAACAAAAACGUCUGAGUAAUUCGGUUUUGCUCAUUGUCACACUGAAGCUGUGUGAGCGGUGUCAUUCCAGUAUCAAGAGCAAGCUUCAUAUCUGCCUGAACACACUCCCUCCUUGUGCUAAAGGACCAUGCGAUCGACUGUAAAUAUCAAAUAAAAAGACGCUUGCAGCCCUCA
Messenger RNA from Silurus meridionalis, 2870 nucleotides. RefSeq names its product zinc finger, matrin-type 4a (gene zmat4a). The record is from RefSeq and is a predicted model, not a curated record. NCBI's taxonomy places the organism in Eukaryota, Metazoa, Chordata, Actinopteri, Siluriformes, Siluridae. Gene Ontology annotation, molecular function: zinc ion binding; nucleic acid binding. Gene Ontology annotation, cellular component: nucleus.